Messenger RNA from Oncorhynchus nerka (sockeye salmon), 1893 nucleotides. RefSeq names its product tRNA (adenine(58)-N(1))-methyltransferase catalytic subunit TRMT61A-like. The coding region runs from base 351 to 1241 and encodes 296 amino acids. The record is from RefSeq and is a predicted model, not a curated record. The transcript is spliced from 4 exons. Gene Ontology annotation, molecular function: tRNA (adenine(58)-N1)-methyltransferase activity. Lineage: Eukaryota; Metazoa; Chordata; Actinopteri; Salmoniformes; Salmonidae. Gene Ontology annotation, biological process: tRNA methylation. Gene Ontology annotation, cellular component: tRNA (m1A) methyltransferase complex; nucleus.
CCGCAUUUGCGCGUUUUCAUAGAGUUAUAUAUCAUCUAAACUGCCUCAUUCAUUGCAGGAUUCAUGAUUACUGUGAAAGCGAAUAGUUUAAAUGUUUGUGAACAGGAGCCUCGUUUGGUCAGUCUGAUGACAAAUCCACACGUGAGCUCUGCAGCAUUUGAACAGCAAGUAGCAAGUCUUAACUGAUCAUCAACCUCUCAACAUAGCUAGAAGUCACUUCUCAAAUCUAAUUCAAUUUUGCUUUUAUAGUUUCAAGUACCUAGUUACAUUUGAUAAGUGAAAACACCUGAAACUUCUCACUUUGGUUCCCUCUUGUAGACCCCCGUGAUAGGAGUCAAACAAGGCCGGCCAUGAGUUUUGUAGAGUAUUCAGAGUUCAUCCAGGAGGGCGACGUUGCAAUUAUCUUCCUGGGUCAUGACUCAAUGAUGCCGGUCAAGGUGCAGCAGGGUGCCCAAACACAAACACGCUAUGGAGUCAUCCGCCACUCCAAAGACCUGAUAGGCCAGCGCUUUGGCACCAAGGUCACCUGCAGCAAAGGUGGCUGGGUCUAUGUGCUGCACCCCACUCCUGAAUUGUGGACCCUCAACCUGCCCCACCGCACCCAGAUCCUCUACACAACAGACAUUGCCAACAUCACCAUGAUGCUGGAUCUCAAGCCUGGCUCUGUUGUCUGUGAAUCAGGCACGGGCAGCGGCUCUCUGUCCCACGCCAUCCUGCGCACCAUUGCUCCUACUGGUCAUCUACACACUGUGGAGUUCCACCAGCAGCGUGCUGAGAAGGCGGCUGAGGAGUUCAGGGAGCACCGCGUAGGCCACCUGGUCACCGUCCGCAACCAGGACGUCUGCAAGGAGGGCUUUGGAGUGACUGGGGUUGCAGACGCUGUCUUCCUGGACAUCCCCUCCCCCUGGGAGGCCAUCAAACAUGCCAAGAAUGCCAUGAAGAGGCAGGGGGGUCGUGUGUGCUCCUUCUCCCCGUGUAUUGAGCAGGUGCAGAAGACUGUUGAGGCGCUGGCUGAUGAGGGUUUCCAGGAGAUCAGCACUCUAGAGGUUCUGCUACGGGUGCAUGACGUGCGCUCAAUCACACUCCCCUUGCCGGACUUUGGGUCCGACCAGCCCUUGGAGACCCCGACUGACACCCGAGUCCCUAGCAAUGCUUCUGUUCUCUGUAAGACAACCACGCCGCCCAGGGACAUGGCAGGGCACACUGGCUACCUUACCUUCGCCACCAAACCCUCUGUGUAGAGGACUGACUGCUGGAGGUUGGAGUGGGCAGAGACUGUUGUCUAAGAGAUUAUGGCUGGGGAACUACACAAGGUCUAAAUGCAGUGCUGAUGACUUGACACCUAACCUGACUCGGGUGGAAAACCUGCUCAGACUGAUAUACUGUACUUUACCUUCCUCUCCGCUGCUCAGCUAAAACUCUACAUUUCAGUCGACAGCUGACAUCCUUUUGGAGAGAGACAUGAUUGAGAAAUUGCUGCCGUUUUAGGCUAUUUCCAGUGUCUUUCGUAGACUUUGAUGAAUGUAUACACACAAACCCACACAUCCCUAACACACUUUAACAGAGGGAGGAAGAGCGGGCUAAGUGGGAUUCUAUAAAUAGGCUGCUGAUUGCUGAGGGUCUCUACACAGGGCUGUGAAGAGCUGUCUGAGAGGUUCGCUCUUAGUCUGUCAUGUACAAUCGCUCUAAUCACGCUACUGAUAUGUUCUUGCAUCAUUCAGGAUUGAAAUAAUAGUAUCUUAUCCCCCAUUGUUACCCAGUUUCUCUCUCUCUCUCGAGGACAGUUUUUUGUUGCAAUUUUUACAUUUGUAGAAUGGUGGGAGAAAUUGUGUUUUGUCUCAGCUGAGGGGGAUGCUGUAACAAGGCUAAAUAAACACCUUCCCAUUCUUCCUA